AUUGCAUCGGGUUUGGCUUCAGUUCUGCUCCACGUAUGCUGCAACUAAUUUCCUGUCCACUACCAGGAGGAAACUGUACAUGUGUUCAAGCUGGAUCUAUUCUUGCUCUCUCAGGCGUCCGCAGCCAUAUGCGAAUCCAGAGGGACAUCGUUGGCUGUUUGCAUAUUGAAACUGUCGCUCCUUCAGAGCCGGCACUGGCGAUCACAGCCAUGAAGGAGCUAAUGACAUCGCGAGAAGCAUACAAGAGAGCCCUUGACAUUU
Molecule: messenger RNA, 261 nt
Organism: Cantharellus anzutake
Lineage: Eukaryota; Fungi; Basidiomycota; Agaricomycetes; Cantharellales; Hydnaceae
Exons: 2
Source: RefSeq, a predicted model, not a curated record